Molecule: messenger RNA, 102 nt
Organism: Trichophyton verrucosum HKI 0517
Lineage: Eukaryota; Fungi; Ascomycota; Eurotiomycetes; Onygenales; Arthrodermataceae
Exons: 1
Coding region: 1-102 (33 amino acids)
Source: RefSeq, a predicted model, not a curated record
AUGCUCAAGGGUACAGAAAAGGAAAAGAAAAAGAAAAAAAGAGAGAAGGAGAGAGAGAGAGAGAAGAAAGGGAGAGAAAAGUGUGACGGCACCGGAUUUUGA